GCAGAGAGGCGCGCGCGAGAGCCGAGUCUAGAGCGCGGAGUUUGGCUCGUGCCAUCGCGUCAGACUGGUCUAUCUUUUUCCCUUCUUCUGCCUUUGGUUUUUUGUGUUCGCUCUCUCUCCUAUCCGCCGUCUCUCUCGCACGCGCGCGCGAGUCAUCAUCGUCAUCUCGCUCACAGUGCCUAUAUAUAAAAAAAAAAGUAUAUAAAUAUAAAUACGGUGGACGUGUGUGCAUGAUACACGCGCGAUAAAAAAUACAUAUAGAGUUGAAACAAAAUAAAAAAACAGAGAGAAAGAGACGGACACACAGUGAACGCACAUGUUACGUAGUGCAGCAUCUCUCCCAGCAGCUCCGCGUAUUAUAUAUUAUCGUCGAAUCCCUCCACGCCUGGGUGUAUAUAAAACAACGCGUCUUUUUCCGCUCUCGUGCUCCGAGUUCUUCGCUGCUACUGUGCCAUCGCUCGACGCGCGUGUCUGUCUACAUAAGCACCUGCAUCAGUGCCUCUCCGCGUGUGUACAUCCAAAAAAAAACAAAACAAAACAAAAUACAAUCAGUGCGUGGGUGAUAGUUACUACGCGCGUGCGAAUUGGACUUUUCAUUGCACACGCUUGUAAAAUUUUCCCCGGAGCGAGCGCGAGCACGCGCGUGCAACAGCCUCCUCUCCGUAUAACACAAUCGAGAUUUGGGUUAGCCAAUGAACGCAGCCGAAUUGCGAGAUCGUCGGACAUGUGCUUGGUCGCUGCUGUGCAACGCCAGCAGCAGCACGAGCAUGAGCAGCAGCAGCAGCAGUGAGAGGAGAGAACAGCUGUUUCUCACGCAGCAGCGUGCAGUUAUAUUGUGCUGUAGCGAGGAUAGAUUCGCGCACUGUACAGUGUACUACAGUGCAGAGAAUUGAGAAGAGGAGAGAGAGAGAGAGAAGACAAGAACGGUGCUGUGCUGCUCCGCUGCGGCUCGUGCGCUGCUUAUAUUCGCGUUCUGCGUUGAGAGUAGAGAAAGAGAGAGAAAGAAAAACCUCAAUCUGGGCACAUUCACUUCUCUCCGUCUCUCGCCGUUCCCUGUUGCUGGGCGAGAGAGAAUAAACGAGUCUCUCUUUCUCGGCUCGCACACGCACAGUAUAUCACGGAGCUUAUAACGCUGUGCGUUUUCAGCGCGUGCGGUGCAUGAUCUCAUGCGAAUCGAGCCGAGGCACGCAGACACUCGCAGAGAUCGACGUUCGUGACAUUUUUUUUAUUCGAGUACAAGAUUGUUGUGCAGCGUGUCGGCUUGUGAUUUCGUGAACCUCGAAACUCGAUGAACUUGUGCGAGCAGCAGCAGCAGCAGCAGCAGCAGCGAAAAGAGAAAAAAAAUGUGCGUGUAGAGCACAGUAGUGCUCGUUUUGCGUGCCGCGAUUCACACAAGGUGCUAAUAUAAACGAUGUGACGCGUGCUGUGUCAGCUCUUCGACUUCUGCAUCAUCGAGGCGUGUGUGUGUGUGCUUGUGAAUAUAAAUAUGUGUGCUGCGCGCGUGAGGCAAGCUGGUGUUGACCUUGAAUAAAUUAUUACACCCGUUAAGUCUGCGAUUGUUGUAAUUAUAACACGCAACAUCGACAGCAUCGGUAGAAGCGGUGAGAAAAAUAGACAUGACGAGGAUCGAUGCUCGCUCAUCCGGCUGUGGUGGACGACGAUCGAGUUGGAGCAGCAUAAGAAAUCGUCGCUGCGUUAGCUCAUCCAUGGCUCUGUUUGCGAAGAAGAAGAAGAACACGUGAGAGGUGCGCGCCCCAACACAGAACAGCGAUCGUGAACAGCAGCAGCAGCAGCAGCAGUGCCCCAGAGAUCGUUCGUAGCUACUGAUCGUAAUACGAGAGUCGAUAUAUAUAAAAUAUAAAGACGGAAAGAGAGAGAAGAAUAAAAAGACUCUACACAUUGUGUGAUUAUUGUGUAUGUACACAGUGCGUAUAUAAUAGCUUCGAGGCAGUUAUGGAAGAAAAACUGCUCCGCUGCUCGAUGCUGCCACUACUGCCACGAUCAUUGAGCAAGAUCAGCGACAAAACGGAGCAGCAGCAGCAGCUGAUUUCGCAGCAGCGACAGUCCACGUUGAAAUUCACCAACAGAUGAGUUUCGAUCAUCAUCUCACCGUAUCGAGCAGAUGACGAUGAUAAUAAAAACAACGAGAACGUAAAGAAGAAAAAAAAUAACACAGUCAUCAACGAACACGACGGGUUUACCUACUACCACCCUCUACGACUAGCUCGUAUUUGUUUGUUUGUACAUAUACGUAUUAAUUAUAAAUAUAUAUAUGUAAGUGUGCACAAAGGGUCGCGCUCGUCAAGCAAGCCUUACACAUAUAAAAUACAUACAUAUGCAUACAUGUAUAUAUGGGCCAUGACCCCGGGAGCGACGAGCCUCGACGCCGAGGGCCUUGGAGCCUCCUGCGUCGAUCUUCAUCAACAACGACAGCAGCAGCAGCAGCAGCAGCAACAGCAGCAAGAACAACAAGAACCAGAGCUGCAGCAGCAGCAGCAUCAUUGUGUGCAAGUAGCGCCUCCGCCGCCGUCAGCGAUGUCACCCCCGCCGCCCCCGCGGCCCCUGCUGCCUCAUCAGACGGCGGCGGCUGCGGCAGCAGCUGUGGGCAUACCCCCGCACUGUCAGUCGCUGCUGAUCGGCGACGAGGCUGCUGCUGCUGCUGCUACCGCUGCUGUCCUUAGCAGCACCAACACAAUGCCACCGAGCUCGCCGGGUGCCAUUAACGCGCCUCGAAGUGCUGGAAGAGGUGGUGGCGGUGGCGGCAAGCAUCAUAAAAAUUGCAAACAAUCGACGCUACAGCGAUGCUAUCAACAUCUCAAGACGUCGGGCGUCGGCGAGGCCUCCAUGUAUCACGCGCUGGUCGUGAUAUUCCUCGAGUUCUUCGCCUGGGGCCUGCUCACCAUGCCGGUGAUCUCGGUGCUGAACGAGACCUUCCCGGAUCACACGUUCCUCAUGAACGGCCUCAUCAUGGGCAUCAAGGGCAUACUGUCGUUCCUGUCGGCGCCACUGAUAGGCGCCCUGUCGGACGUCUGGGGCCGCAAGUUCUUCCUGCUCAUCACCGUGGCCUUCACUUGCGCGCCCAUACCGCUCAUGAGCAUCAACACCUGGUGGUUCUUCGCCAUGAUAUCCAUCAGCGGCGUGUUCGCCUGCACCUUCUCCGUCGUGUUCGCCUACGUGGCGGAUAUCACCGAGGAGAGCGAGAGAUCCAAGGCUUACGGCAGGGUGUCGGCGACCUUCGCGGCGAGCAUGGUGAUAAGCCCGGCCAUGGGCUCGUUCGCGAUGACCCGCUACGGCGAGAACGUCGUGGUCGCGCUGGCCACGGCCAUCGCCAUCCUCGACGUCUUCUUCAUCCUCGUGGCCGUGCCCGAGAGCCUGCCGGAGAAAGCUCGGCCGCCCGUUCCCAUAUCCUGGGAGCAAGCCGAUCCCUUCGCGGCGCUGGGAAAGGUUGGCAAGGAUCACACGAUACUGAUGCUGUGCGUCACGGUGUUCCUGAGCUACCUGCCCGAGGCUGGCCAGUACAGCUGCAUCUUCGUCUACCUGAAACUGGCGAUGGGCUUCUCGGGCACGAUGGUGGCUAUAUUCAUAGCCGUGGUCGGCAUACUCAGCGUCGUGGCGCAAAUAUUCCUCGGGCCGCUGAUGCGCACCCUCGGCAGCAAGCACACCAUCAUGGUCGGCCUGCUGUUCGAGCUGCUCCAGCUCAUGUGGUACGGCUUUGGCUCGCAAAUCUGGAUGAUGUGGGCAGCCGGUCUGCUGGCCUCGAUCUCGUCGAUCACGUAUCCGGCCAUCUCGGCCUUCGUCUCGAUGCAGUCGGACGCGGACAAGCAGGGCCUGGCCCAGGGCAUGGUCACGGGCAUGCGCGGCCUCUGCAACGGCCUCGGCCCGGCCAUGUUCGGCGUCAUCUUUUAUCUGUUCCACGUCGACCUGAACGAGAAGGCGUCGGCGCUGCCGCUCAAGCCGCUGCUCGACGACAGCAACAACACCGGCACCGCGGUGCACCUCGACAUAGCGCCACAGGUGAUGGACAAUCCUUUCGGGCCGAUGGUACCAGGACCGCCCUUCGUGUUCGGCGCACUGCUGGUGAUCUGCGCGCUGUUGGUCGCCGCCUUCAUUCCCGAGGAGCAGGGCCCGAUGAUGACCGGCCAGCUGCAUCACUCGUCCUCUUCCCGGAGGCCAUCCGGUAAAUACGCAUAUCAAAAAUGUCUCUCGCUCGAUAUCAAUUACGAAAACGAUAGGCUAAGCAAUAGCGGCAGAGUCAAAGUCGGCGCUCUGUCGCCGCUCGUGGAGAAUGGCAAUUCGGCGAUUCUGUAGCCCAUGGAACUGCAUCUACUGUUGCGCAGAUCGCAUCACGAUUUUUGUUGAGCCGACCGACAACUACUGAGAGGGGGUUGGCUCUUCACUAAGAAGAAAAAAAAAUAAAACAAUGAGUCGAUAAUCUUCGCGCAUCGGUGCGUUUCGCGUACACGCCACAAUUACAUUAAGAGUCCACAGUAAAUAGAAUUUUUGGCUGUGCCUAUAUCUGUCUGUCUGUUUGCCUGCCUACAAUAGCUAUGUAUCUAUUUAUCUAUGAAAAAAAAAACUAACUGAAUUUGCCUGUCUAACGUGGAUGAAGUGUAGACGUAUGCGUGUGUGUGCGUAAUGUGUAUUAGGUGGAUACGACUAGAGCGUAUCAUUUGUGAAUUAAUUAGCUUUAAUUUCAGUCCGCAUGGUCGGUCACAACGCGCGAGCAUUGUAUUUCAAAUUGAGAUAACAAUUUUCAUGUACAUACUUAUGAGUUGAUUAUGAAAGCAAAAUUUAAUCUCAAAUACUUGCAAAUUUUAUAAAUUAAAGAUCGAAAGUGCAAAUGUUAAAUUUAUUAUUCAAUUUGAAGGUACUUAAAUUAACUAGGUAAAUGUCAAUUUUUUGUCAUUGUAUGAAAUCUUUUUUAUAAAAUUAUAAUAUUCAGUCAAGGUUGCAGCAGUUUAAUGAAACUUUGUACAAUACGUUGAAACAAAUAUUAAUUUACUUUUCGGUGUAAUCACACAAUCAAAACUUUUUUGGUGUGACAAGUUUGUAAUGAGGUCAUUUUAUAGAAUAUUCUAAAAAAUGAUAUCACACUGAGUUGUAUAGCGUCGUAUUUUCUCAAAAUACUGCUCGUUACUGAGGGAACGAAAGAGAUUGAAAUAGGUGAACAAUACAUUUUUUUUCUGAAUUAUUAAAUGAACUUGCCACGAGCACAAAGGUAUUGAUAGCCUCUUUAUUCGAUAUAGAUGAAAAAAUAUCCACUCGUCUUUCGAUCGUUUUUCGAUGAAUUUGAAUGCGUGUUUAUAAGAACUUAGUUUACAUUACUGUAUAUAAUUUAUGCAAGCAAUCUUGUUUAUUCACUUUUUUUAAAAUACAAUUAACGAAUUCACACACAUAUACAC
Trichogramma pretiosum is the source of this 5402-nucleotide messenger RNA. Its product is annotated as hippocampus abundant transcript 1 protein. Bases 2344 to 4308 code for a protein of 654 amino acids. The record is from RefSeq and is a predicted model, not a curated record. Gene Ontology annotation, biological process: transmembrane transport. The transcript has 7 exons. Gene Ontology annotation, cellular component: membrane. Lineage: Eukaryota; Metazoa; Arthropoda; Insecta; Hymenoptera; Trichogrammatidae. Gene Ontology annotation, molecular function: transmembrane transporter activity.